AUUUUUAUUGGGCUGUCGCUCUCUGAUGUGUUAAUUGCAAUCGAAAAGGAUCAAUCAACUAAGAAAAUAAUACUUGGGGAGAUUAUGAAUGUUGAAUCACACGACCAAAAAACAACAUUGGUGCUGCGAUCUGACAGUUCCGUGGCUGCACAAACAAUCGCUACCGCUUAUGUCCUGUCCGAAACUGGUGCCACCGAAAAAGAAGUUAAAAAUAUGGAGUAUACAGCACUGCCUCACACGGAAAGCAUAACAGAAUACCUGAUCACGCGCGCUGUGGAUUCUCCGCAACAUUACGUGUUCAAAUUCGCGUACGGAAUGGACGUGACUUCGGGAAAUGACAGCCUAACUAUUAAAGUUUUGUAUAGUCCACUACAUUCUGAUCACGGAGCAGCGGCGAGAUCGCUGGCUCGUGUGUACAUGGCACUCAUCAGGUAUUACACCGGUUCCUGGGACUCCACCAUACAAGUCAUUGACGAUCCACUGGCACUGGAUCUUACUCCAUGGAUGAAAUUUGCCGAAAGCCCGCCGAUAUUCGUUCAGUUUUUACUGAUAUUGACAAUAUCACACAUAGUCCUGAUACCGUCUAUGGAGAGUGGAAUCAAAAGGCACAUUCAGUGUAACACAUUAAACUUCUCGCCGUUGCGUUACUGGUUGUCAAUGCUCAUAUGCGACCUCAUUUUGUACUUGAUUCUCAUUUGUUUGAUGAUGGCUGCUAUAGUCACAAUUAUGAGUCUUGUUGCACCGCUUUACUUUGGCUUGGAGGAUUUCAUGGUUGUAUUUUUAAUGUUAGCUGUGUAUGGUCUGGGUUGUAUUCCGCAAGCGUAUAUUUUUAGCUUGGGCCCUCGUGCAGCGCUUAAUUCAAUGAUAUAUAUCAUCGUUAAUAUUAUAUUUGGGGAAACAACAGUGAUUGCCAAAAUAUUUUACGGGAACGCACUUGAUUACGCACUCAAUUUCCUAAGUUUCUCACCUCAAUUCAACAUGGGUUACGCUCUGGUGAAGAUCAAAAAGACGUUUCUAUACAAUAGUGAAUGCAAUAUUUUUCACUCGAAAAAUUUGUGUUCGUCCAAAACACUUCAUAAAUGUUGCCCGAAAUGUGGCGUACUGCAGGCUUGCUUUAUGAAAAAAAAUUACCUGGCCAGCGGGUCAGGUCUGAGAAUGGAGAUCGUGGCUAUGUUCACAAUAGCCAUUUUAUUUAUGACACUGUUGUUAAUUUGGGAGUAUCGAUAUGUUCAACGUUUCUUCUCGCUUAUUAUGUCCAAGUGGAUGUUUCCAAAAGAGGAACAAAUUGAGGCGGUCACACAUGGAGUAGCGCAAGAAAGAAUGGAUGUCAUGAGUAAGAAAAGAGAGAUAAAAUCCAACAACCCUCGGACUAAAAUAAGGAAAGACACAUUUGGUGAAUAUUUGCUGGCAUGCGAUGUGUCUCGAGUAAGAAGUGGUGUGUUCUAUGUUAUACGGCACCUGAGCUUCGGCAUUGGCCGUGGUGAGGUGCUAGCAAUAUCUGGACAAUAUUAUCGUGGACGCCAGAAGCUGUGUGAACUGGUUGCAGGUUAUAGACUUCCCACGUCAGGAAACCUCUGGAGUAUGUCAAAAUGGAGUAUCAACGUCGGCCCUUAUAUGUCGCCAGAUAAGUCUGAGCUGUAAACACAAGUCUCUACCCCACUGGAUGACAGUGACUGAAGGUUUAAAAUUGAUUGCUGUUCUCCGCGGCGUGCCGAAGGAGUACAUCAAACCCGAAAUAACAAAUUACAUAAACGCUCUUGGUCUAGCAAGGAACGCCCAUACGAUUAUACAAUAUCUUGACUCCAAUGAGAGGUCGCGUCUCAACUUCGUCUCGGCAGUGAUCGGUGCUCCGCCCGUGGUUAUCUUUGACGAGUGCACGGCCUACCAAAAGUACUCCGUCCAACGUGCC
Molecule: messenger RNA, 1909 nt
Organism: Leptidea sinapis
Lineage: Eukaryota; Metazoa; Arthropoda; Insecta; Lepidoptera; Pieridae
Exons: 14
Coding region: 85-1641 (518 amino acids)
Source: RefSeq, a predicted model, not a curated record